AUGGGACUGGACUUUGAUGUAAAGACAUUUUGCCACAAUCUGCGGGCCACCAAGCCCCCGUAUGAGUGCCCUGUUGAGACCUGCCGUAAAGUUUACAAGAGCUACAGUGGCAUUGAAUAUCACCUUUACCACUAUGACCAUGAUAACCCAACUCCUACACCAAAUAUUCCCCAGAAAAAGAGGAAAGGACGGCCUCCUCGUGUAUCACUGGGGUCAGGAGAUGGGGAGGAAGAUGGUGGUAAUGGUGGUGCUCCAGCACAUGGAGAUAACAUUCCAGGUAGUCCCAGCCGAUCAGAGCGUUCUCACUCCCCAAGCAGAGAAACAAUGACUUAUGCCCAGGCACAGCGCAUGGUAGAGCUGGAGUUCCAAGGACGCAUUCACCGCAUUAGCAUCUUCGAGAACAUUGACGUAGUGUCGGAGGAGGACAGUGAAGUGGGCGAUCCUCCAUCAUCUGGCACUGGGGGGCGGUGGACCAGUGGUGGCGGCAUAUGUAAUGGUAGUGACAGUGGAGCUGGAGGUAUUGACGUAGGUGAUGGCGGCAAAGACCGGCAAGAUCUACCUGCUUCUAAUGGAGGCAAAGCCACACCGAAGACUGGGAAGCACAAGAGUAAAGAAAAAAAAAAGGAUGGCUCAUCCCAUCAUCACAGCGCUCAGUCUGGGCCUGCUGUCAAGCUGCCUGAGGCAGUUUUUCGAGAACUUGACCAAGAGAGACCCGAUGCUCCUCCUCGGCCCUCAUCGUACUACAGGUACAUUGAUAAAUCAGUGGAGGAGCUGGAUGAGGAGGUUGAGUAUGAUAUUGACGAAGAAGACUACAUCUGGCUUGACAUUAUGAACGACAAGAGGCGGCGUGAUGGCGUGACACCCAUCCCUCAGGAGGUCUUUGAAUACCUCAUGGACCGCUUAGAGAAGGAGUCCUACUUUGAAAGCCACAAUAAGGCGGACCCCAGCACUCUCAUUGACGAGGAUGCCGUCUGCUGCAUCUGUAACGACGGAGAGUGUCAGAACAGCAACGUGAUCCUGUUUUGUGACAUGUGUAACCUGGCUGUACACCAGGAGUGUUACGGCGUGCCCUACAUCCCAGAAGGCCAGUGGUUAUGUCGUCGCUGCCUGCAAUCCCCGAGUAGAGCUGUGGACUGUGCCCUGUGUCCCAAUAAGGGCGGAGCUUUCAAACAGACAGACGAUGCACGCUGGGCACAUGUAGUGUGCGCCCUCUGGAUCCCAGAGGUCUGCUUUGCUAAUACAGUCUUCCUGGAGCCAAUUGACAGCAUUGAACACAUCCCUCCAGCACGCUGGAAGCUCACCUGCUACAUCUGCAAGCAGCGCGGCUCGGGCGCCUGCAUCCAGUGUCACAAAGCCAACUGUUACACGGCCUUCCACGUCACCUGUGCCCAGCAGGCCGGCCUUUAUAUGAAAAUGGAGCCUGUCAGAGAGACCGGCGCCAACGGCACAUCCUUCAGUGUCCGCAAGACGGCCUACUGUGACAUCCAUACCCCGCCCGGUUCGGCACGACCCUUAGGAGGAGUAGGAGGGGCUAGCAUGGGUUCAUCCCACAGUGAAGGAGAGCUGGAGGAGGAUGAUGAGCCCAGUCUUGGGCAUGAUGAGGACUCCAAGGGCUGGAGCUCUGAGCGAGCCAAGAGGGCGAAGGCGAAAUCUAGGCUGAAGAUGAAGAGAGCGAGGAAGAUUUUAGCAGAGCGGAGAGCUGCUGCGCCUGUGGUGUCUGUGCCAUGUAUACCACCCCACAGGCUGAGUAAAAUCACCAGUAACUUGACGGUACCCAGAAAAAGCCAGUUCAUGCAGCGAUUGCACAGCUACUGGACCCUGAAAAGGCAAAGUCGCAAUGGUGUGCCCCUGCUGCGCCGCCUCCAAACCCACCUGCAGUCACAGCGACAUAUUGAUCCGAUCCCACAGCAGCCUAUGUCACAGCUUCCUUUGAGAGACAGUGAAGAGAAACAGACUGCUUUGAAGGAGCAGCUGAAGGCAUGGCAGAGGCUACGGCAUGACCUGGAGAGAGCCAGACUGCUGGUGGAACUCAUCCGCAAAAGGGAAAAACUGAAAAGGGAAACGAUUAAAGUGCAGCAGAUGGUGCUAGAAAUGCAGCUGACUCCUUUACUGGUGCUGUUGAGGAGCACACUGGAACAGUUACAGGAAAGAGACACUAACAACUUUUUUACUGAGCCUGUGCCCCUGGCAGAGGUACCAGACUACCUGGACCAUAUAGACACUCCAAUGGACUUCCAGACCAUGUGGAACCUGCUGGAGACCCAUCGCUACCUCACAUUUGAGGCCUUUGAGGCUGACUUUGGCCUUAUUGUCAACAACUGCCUCAAGUACAACGCCAAGGACACAGUUUUUUAUCGUGCCGCCCUACGUCUCAGAGAGAUGGGAGGUGCUGUCAUACGAACAGCCAGACGCCAAGCCGAGCGGAUAGGUUUUGACUACGAGACAGGCAUGCACCUCCAUCGCGAGUUGAGUCCGGACAGCCAGCAUGACCAUGAGAGAGACAGGGAGAGGGAGCGUGAGAGAGAAAGGGAUCGAGACAGAGACCGGCCAUUGUCUUCUAAUGAAGACGACCUCCUCCUGCCAGAGAACAGGCGACGGCUCCCAUUGGAAGAGCAGCUGCAUUACCUGCAGGUUCGUCUCGAUGAGGUCAGCUCUGGCAAGCACAGCAUCGGUCAGUCUCGCAGAGCCAAAGCUCUGAGGAAGGAGAUCACUGUCAUCAAGAGGAAGCUUGCACACCAGCGGGAGGAAGGCUCCGGUAUGGGGGCCAGAGAAUCUGUGGGAGGGGGAGACCGGAAUUCUUCCCUUCCCCAUCACCCAUCUUCGACAGGACGCCAUGAUGAGGGGGGAGAGAGCAGCAACCAGGAGAUUGGUGGCAAGGAUCUGAAUGUGUCCUCGUCAGCUUUAGCUCCAGAGGUGGGCCGUCGGACGUCUGUCCUCUUCUCAAAGAAGAAUCCAAAAAUGGCUGGACCACCCAAAAGGCCAGGUCGCCCCCCCAAAAACCGUGAUUCUGGCUACACCGGUACAGGCGUGACUCCCAGCCCGAUCGGCCCCCCUCAGCUGCCCCUACUGUCACCGUCCAGGCAAAGGAAGAGGCCCCGCAGCCCCCACAGCACCUCCAGCUCAGACAGUGACAGUGAUAAUGAUGACCUGCUGCCAGGUUUGCCAAGUAAUGGGUUUGAUGGAGGCAACCAGCCUGUAACGGAGAGUUUUUUGGUGUACAGAAACGAGCCCCGUCUGCCUCGUUCCAGCUCAGAUUCUGAGUCCACGACCAGCAGCAGCAGCAGCGCAGCGUCGGACAGGACCAGUACCACCCCCUCUAAGCAGGGCAGAGGCAAAGCCUCAUUCUCUCGCUCCGCCUUCCAGGAGGACAGCAGUGAAGAAACAUCAGGCACUGAAAAUGACUCCUACUCUGUUGGAGGGACACGGGGCGUUUCACACUUGGUGCGUGGCCGCAGCAGGUCAGGAUGCUGGAUGACCUCUGAUGAAUACGCCUCUCUCGAAGCUCUGGACCUGGUCUGGGCUAAGUGCAGAGGUUAUCCCUCAUAUCCUGCUCUGAUAAUUGACCCGAAGAUGCCCAGAGAAGGGGUGUUCCACCGAGGUGUCCCUAUACCCGUCCCUCCCUUGGAUGUGCUGAAGCUUGGGGAGCAAAUGACCCAGGAGGCCAGAGAGCACCUGUUUCUGGUCCUCUUCUUUGACAACAAGAGAACCUGGCAGUGGCUGCCGCGCUCAAAGCUUGUGCCACUCGGGGUGGACCAGGAACUGGACAAGGAAAAGAUGCUGGAGGGCAGGAAAUCCAACAUCCGCAAGUCGGUGCAGGUGGCGUACCACCGCGCCAUGCAGCACCGCAGCAAGGUCCAGGGGGACCCCAGCAGUGAGACCAGUGACAGCGACUGAGCACAAACAAAACAGCACGUGUUUGUUCUGGCAGGUGUCAUCUAAUUUAGCCCUGAAACCUAGUGGAAACUGAAUCCACUAUACCAGCCCCCGAGACACAGUGCACACUAAACCAUGGAAUUUGACAUGUAAAAUAUUGUAUUUAAGAGAUCUGGGGGUUGGGGGGGGAGUUGUUAAUAAUGGUGAAAAAAAGAGGUUAUGUUUGGAAUCAUGAUUGAGAAUAUGUGGUUAACUGCAAUAUGACGGCACACGUCGAAAAAAAAAAUUAUGAGUAUUUCACACUAUGAUACACACAUACAGUCUGCCUGUCCUUGUUUUGCACAUGCAGCCACACAUGCAAAUGUUAAUUUUCAGCAAGGGAUAUAUGUAAAUGCACGCACCGUGGGAACAGCUGCACAUGCUGCCACCUGCCCACAUCAUCUCAACAUUCACACACCCACCCCUCCAAAAAUCAGGUCAGGUUCUGGGGUCCAGAGCAGCACAGAGAGACUGCUGCAGCAGCCAGCACUGUCCACAAACAACUUAAUGGUUAUUUAUUCUGCUGGCUCGUGUUGUUUUUUUUGUUUUGUUUUGUUUUUUUGGGGGGGGUUGGAACAAGAUGCUCAGGCUUGUUUCAACAUGGACUCUUUCUUAUUGCUCGAGCUACACAGGAUAAUGUUGUAGAGUGUUUUUCUCGUUUCAGUGAGUGUUCAUAAUGUCUCCAGUUUUUACUUUUUUUGCUAACUUCCUCACACAGGCUACUGGUUAAUGAACAAUGAGGACUAAAGUGAAACACACAGUAGCCUCACAAUCUGUCUUAGUCUCAGACUAGUGGCUGUAGAACUUUUAUAUAUACAGAUUGCAUAAAUACAGAAGUUUAAUAAACUUUUUUUGUACGUU
This is a messenger RNA of Thalassophryne amazonica, 4773 nucleotides long. RefSeq names its product bromodomain and PHD finger containing, 1 (gene brpf1). Lineage: Eukaryota; Metazoa; Chordata; Actinopteri; Batrachoidiformes; Batrachoididae. Gene Ontology annotation, molecular function: protein binding. The record is from RefSeq and is a predicted model, not a curated record. Gene Ontology annotation, cellular component: MOZ/MORF histone acetyltransferase complex. Gene Ontology annotation, biological process: regulation of transcription by RNA polymerase II.